Centropristis striata (black sea bass) is the source of this 1195-nucleotide messenger RNA. RefSeq names its product angiopoietin-like 5 (gene angptl5). The coding region runs from base 38 to 1195 and encodes 385 amino acids. The transcript is spliced from 8 exons. Lineage: Eukaryota; Metazoa; Chordata; Actinopteri; Perciformes; Serranidae. The record is from RefSeq and is a predicted model, not a curated record.
UGGUGACGGAGAGAUCAGGAAAUAAUCACAGUCAGGCAUGAUGUGGAAAACAACUGUCCUCCUGCUUCUUGUGCCUCAUCUGCUUUCCUCCACAGACACAGGAAACAGCACUAAUUUUAACCAAUCAGAAAUACUUAAUGAGGACUUAUCUGAUGCUCCUGUGAAAGGCCAGAAACUUUCUGGAGGGGUCAAAGGUCGUGACACAUGCUCCAUCCCGUGUGACAUCACUGUCAAGCUGCUGCGAGAUGAGAAACACUCAAUCUGUGGGCAGUUACAGCAGUCUCUGUUGGCGUUCGGGCGCAGCACUCGGAAGCUGAUGAGGGAUGUGAUGGAGGAGCAGCAGAGAGCCCUGGACAUCCUCAGCAGUCAGGUUACAGAGCUGAUGACCAAGGUGCAGACGCUCAGCUCCGAGGUGCAGAGAAGCAACACGGAGAUGUACUCCAUCAAACCUGUGCAGUCCCACGGACGAGACUGCAGCGACAUCAAGGACAAUCUUUUGUCAGUCGUCCCCAAGAUCCCCAGUGGGAUUUACAUCGUCCACCCAGAGAAUACAGACUCUUCAUUUGAGGUUUUCUGUGAGAUGGACUACAUGGGAGGCGGAUGGACGGUGAUGCAGCGGAGGACUGAUGGAUUAAUUGACUUUAAACGACCCUGGGCUGAUUAUGUUGAUGGCUUUGGAAAUCUUGCAGGCGAACACUGGUUGGGUAUGAAGAAGGUUUUUCACAUAGUAAACCAGAAAGACACUCGAUUCCAACUUCACAUUGCUCUGGUGUCCCAGGAUGAUGUCACCUCUUAUGCAUCAUAUGAUGACUUCAGCCUGGACAGUGAAACCCAGUUCUUCAGUAUUCACUUGGGCCGAUAUGCAGGCAGCGCAGGUGAUGCAUUUCGCGGCUACGACCAGGACCAGAACCAGGACACCGCUCCGUUCAGCGCCUCUGACGUGGACAACGACGGCUGUAAUCCUUCCUGCUCCAUCAAUAACCGCACAGUGGAGAGCUGCAGCGCCCAGCAGAACCAGACAGGAUGGUGGUUCAACCAGUGCGGCCUGGCAAACCUCAACGGAUCCCCCGAAGAUGCAGAGCAGAACCCGGGGCAGAGGACGCACAUCCUGUGGGACACCUGGAGACAGAACGGAGUCCCUCAUGACAUCAAAUAUGUCACGAUGAAGGUCAGGAGGAUCGCUACGAAUAAUUAA